CUACUUUAAAUGUUUACUUUUUUUCUGUUCAGUUGGCAUGUCUAAUUCUCUUGAAGUCUGAUUGCUACUAUAAUUACAACCUGUAAAAAAAUGUACCUCGCAUAUUUCAGGGCCAGCCCCGAAGGUUUGAAAAAGGUGUUUUUAAAAAAAAAACCGUUUCUGGCAUAUAUCCAUAUACUCGUGCGUGUGCACCGGUGCGCGCACGUACACUCUUCCCACCUUUUCCAAUUCGGCGGCUCCUGUCCACAGCAACAUUCAAGAACUGUUUAAUCAAUUAACUCGUCAAUUAAUAAAUAGUACCCCAUCAUGACCCUCAAUCCCUCUCCAUCCCUGUGGUGUGCAAUUUCAUUGGUGCUAUUUGUUGGAGAGUUCCUUUGUUCUGAUGGGACAGCAUUUGCUUUCUUUUUCCCUACUCCUUAAUGUUAGUUUUUGUCUCCUGAAGCUAGUUACUUGCUAGUGUAUAGUUAGGAUUCUGACACAUUAGCUACAUUUUACUCUUGUAGCAGUUGAUUACUUUUGAAUUUAAGUAGUGAGUUAUUUAACAAUGGGUUAAACCCACCUGAUAGCAGAAAUCCACUUAGCAUUGAUUUAAAAACUGACACUUUACUCGUAUGUGAUUUGGAAUCAUUGCAUAGAAUAAUGUGCCUGCAUUUUCUUUGGGAGGAAGGUGAUCGAAGAGAAGUGAUCGAGGCUGCAAUUUCCUGCCAAGAAGACCAAAAUUCUGCCAUUUCUUGAAAUCUGAAAGUAAAUCAGCUGGAGGGGGUUUGAGAGAACAGUUCUGGAAUCGUUCCAACACACUCUCUUUAAAUGGGCAGAAGAACUUGAUUCUUUAAGUCGGAUUCAGGAUAUAUUUGACUGCUAUGAACAGGCCUUGGAGCUGUACCCAAGCAGUGAAGAAAUAUGGAACAGUAUGGGAGAACAUUUAUUUAGCAUGGGGUUCCGAGAUGAAGCAGCUGGCUAUUUCCACAAGGCUGUUAAGCUCAAUCCUGACUAUACUGAGGCGAGAGAAAAUUUUUAUCGUGUUGCCAACUGGCUAGUGGAGCGCUGGCAUUUUUUAAUGCUAAAUGAUCAGAAGAGGAAUGUUGCCUAUCAGAGAGCAAUCCAAAAAGCAGUGCAAUCAGGUUGCAUGUCUGUUUUGGACAUUGGAACGGGAACUGGUAUCCUCAGUAUGUUUGCAAGAAAAGCUGGAGCUUCUCAUGUGUAUGCUUGUGAGUUGUCCAAGACUAUGUAUGAACUUGCCUGUGAAGUGGUAGCUUCCAACCAAAUGGCAGGACAAAUUAAGAUUCUGCACGUGAAAUCAUUAGACAUGGAAGUACCUAAAGAUCUUCCCAGUAGGGUGUCGCUUGUUGUCACAGAGACUGUAGAUGCUGGGCUGUUUGGCGAAGGAAUUGUGGAAAGCUUAAUUCAUGCGUGGCAACAUCUUCUUCUUCCACCAAAGCCAACAAGUCAAAAAGGUUCCAGUGAAGAAUUUGGCCGUGUCAUCCCAUUGCAUGCCGUUGUGUUUGGCAUGGCAGUGGAGUGUCAAGAGAUCCGCAGACAUCACAGAGUUUGCUUCAACGAUACUGGUGGAUUGCAUUUGAAUGAAAUAGUAACAUGGUACAGCCCUGUUAGCAAUGAAUCCUGUAUUGAUGAUACAUCUGAACCAUACACCACUGAGAGGAUGAGGCAGGUUCCUGGUGGAUACAUGCCAUUAACUGACCACUUUCAGGCUAUGACCAUUGAUUUCAAUAAUCCACAGGAAUUAGAGGAAUUGUCCACCAGGAAACCUUGUCGACUUUGUUUGCCAGUAGUUAAGGAGGGUGUGCUGGAUGCUAUUGUAGCCUGGUUUGUUCUGCAGUUAGAUGAAGAUACAAACCUCUCCACUGGCCCAGAUGAAGAGACCUGCUGGGAGCAGGCUGUGUAUCCUGUACAGGGUGGACUUGGCCGGAUUGUAAAACCUGGUAAUACUCUAAUCGUUGAUGUUUCCUGCAAAAACUCAUACCUGGUUUUUCACAGCAUUGCCAUAUUGAGCCAUGAACUCAAGAUGGAAAUUGAAGUGAAUACUAUAAGUGAUCAGAUGGGUAACAGUCUUGCCAGUGAAACUGAACUUUGUGAUGCUUUGGCCAACCUUCAGACCUCAAGUGAACCUAAAUCGAACUUUCUACAGUGUAUGCUUGAAUCGUCAGAAAUAGCUCGUCUCAAUAACACACAAUACAAUGAGCGUUUCAAGUCUGCCUUGGACAAUAUAUUGUCUACAUUAACAUCAAUGGAUAAUGGAGUCUGCUUUUCACAAACAAUGGAUGACCAGAGUACAGAUAUGAAUUGUGAAAAUUCUAAUGGUCAAAGCUGUUCAGAUCUAACCUCUGACAUAUUGUGUGUGUUGGAUGUUUCAGAGGGUUUUUCCAUUUUGCCUCUGAUUGCUGCCAAAUUAAGAGCUGUUAAAGUUUUCAGCUCUUUAGAAAAGAUUCAGCAGCAGGCUACAUUAUGUGCUCUAGCAGAAUCUAAUGAGAUUUCAAAAGAUCUAUUGGAGUUUUGGCAUAAUUAUCUGGACGAUGACUCUACACUAUUACAAAGACCUCAGUCGGGCAAAUUGUGGAGUGUAAUUAUUCUUGAUGCUAUAGAGAUAUGUGGACUGAUAAGACAAGGUUUGGUGGAGAAAGCAGCUUUAGCUAGAUGUUUGCUUCGACCAGAGGGAAGGUUGUUGCCUCAGUGCAUAAAAAUCUAUGGAAUGCUCAUCGAAUCUGAGACAUUACAGCGAGAAAGUGCUGUCCAAGGAAAAGAAGCCACACUUGGGUUCAAUAUUGCGCCUUUCAUCAACCAGUUCAAGGUACCUGUCCACGUGUUCUUGCAUUUAUCCACGUUGCCUCAUAUCCGAUUGAGUGAGCCAGUGGAGCUAUUAAAACUGGAUCUGAUGAGCUUGGUCACCGAUGAAUUGUGCAGUGAAAUCAGGGUUCAAGUACAUUCAUCUGGAAGACUAACUGCAAUCCCAUUUUGGUACGAAAUUUACUUGGACACAGACGUCAAUCUAAAUACUUGGAACGAUACUUCCCAUUGGAAGCAGGCUGCCUUUGUUUUGGAUAAUCCAAUCCAAGUUAUUUCAGGAGAUGAACUUAGACUGAAAAUCCAGUUUCACAAAAGUACUAUCUCAAUGACUGUAAACCAUGGAUAGUUAAUUUUAGUAUUCAGUUCGUCAUACCAGACUCAAAACAUUACUGAUGUUUCUCUCUCCACGGAUACUGCCAGACCGGCUGAGUUUCUUCAACAUUCUCUGUAUUUAUAUCACAUUUCUAGCAUUGUAUUUUCCCUUUGUUAUUGUUAAUUUUAAAGUUGGGCUCGUGUUUUUAAAAAAAAGUAAAUUGAGUGGAGCUCAUCUAUUUUAUGGCAUAAAUUAUUGAGUAUCAAACAAGUUUGUCAAGUUGAAUGGGAAGAAAUACCAAUACAAAGCAAAAUUUUGUCAGUGUUGCAAAUCUGAAAUUUAAAAACUACUUUGAAACAUUCAGCAGGCCUGAGCACAUUCGUAGAUAGAGAAACAGAGUUAACAUUUCAGGUCAGUGAUCCCAACAGAGGUCUUAAAAGGCAACUGUUUGAAAUGUUAAGCAGAAAAGAUUCAAAUAAAACUUUUCUAUCCACUGCUAAAGGAAACCUACAGCAAGAAGAAUAAAAAAAUUAGAAUGCUAUCCUCAGGCAUCCAGUAAUACAUAGUACUGCACAUACAAUGAUUAGUUGUUGUUAAGCAGGCAAAAGUGGUAGAUAAUUUAAAUGACCAAUAACCUCAUCUUCUGGUUAAGUGCCCAUUUAGUCUUUGGAUGAGGACAAAAAUGGUGGCCAGGACAUCAGAAGAAUUGCCUGCACCUCUUCAAAUAAUGCCAUAGAAUCUUCAAAGUCCACUGAUUUCAUCAGAGCAAAACCUUUAUAAAGUCACACUUGAAAAACUGUACUUUUAACAUUGCAAUGUGUUCUUGAGCCACUGUAUAUAAACGACCAUGUGUUGCAUAUAUUCUUGUAUAUUUGUGCAAGCGUGCUUCUGUCCUCCUUUACUGUAAUCACAUUUUUAUGUGAUUUUAUCACAUUACUCUAAUUUGUCAAGUUAUUGUUACUUAUAAGGACAACUUAUUUGGAAAA
This is a messenger RNA of Stegostoma tigrinum, 4101 nucleotides long. RefSeq names its product protein arginine methyltransferase 9 (gene prmt9). Gene Ontology annotation, molecular function: protein-arginine omega-N monomethyltransferase activity; protein binding. Gene Ontology annotation, biological process: peptidyl-arginine methylation. The record is from RefSeq and is a predicted model, not a curated record. NCBI's taxonomy places the organism in Eukaryota, Metazoa, Chordata, Chondrichthyes, Orectolobiformes, Stegostomatidae. The transcript has 12 exons. The coding region runs from base 911 to 3148 and encodes 745 amino acids.